AUGUACUCGAUAACCUUCCACCACCAUGCUCGGCAAACGGUGCUGAUCAAGGACAAGUCCGCCGUAGUCACCACUGCUGCCGCCGCGGACAUCCCUCCGGCCCUGGUGUUCAACGGCUCGUCUACGGGCGUUCCAGAGUCCAUCGACACCAUCCUGUCCUCGAAGCUGUCCAACAUCUGGAUGCAGAGACAGCUCAUCAAGGGCGAUUCCGGCGAGACGCUGAUCCUGGAUGGGCUCACCGUGCGACUAGUCAACCUUUUCUCCUCCACCGGGUUCAAGGGUCUGCUGAUAGAACUGCAGGUGGCGGACGAAGGUGGCGAGUUCGACGCCAGGGUCGCAGGCAUUGAGGCGCACCUGGCUGAAAUCCACGCCAAGGACUACAAGACCUCAUCUGACUCAAUGGCCGCGGACUCGCACAACGACAUUUGCGAUUUGGCGUAUCAGUACGUCUGUGCCCUGGAAUCCUGA
Molecule: messenger RNA, 468 nt
Organism: Saccharomyces kudriavzevii IFO 1802
Lineage: Eukaryota; Fungi; Ascomycota; Saccharomycetes; Saccharomycetales; Saccharomycetaceae
Gene: SRB2
Product: Srb2p
Exons: 1
Coding region: 1-468 (155 amino acids)
Biological process (GO): regulation of transcription by RNA polymerase II
Cellular component (GO): mediator complex
Molecular function (GO): transcription coregulator activity
Source: RefSeq, a predicted model, not a curated record